This is a messenger RNA of Caenorhabditis auriculariae, 3258 nucleotides long. NCBI's taxonomy places the organism in Eukaryota, Metazoa, Nematoda, Chromadorea, Rhabditida, Rhabditidae. The record is from the annotation of a GenBank genome assembly.
AUGGUUAGCAGAGCAGCUUUGUUAAUAUUUGGCGGUUGUUCUUAUGCCAAAGAAAAAGGAGCUUUGAACUCAAUAGAAGCUGUUUCAGUACAAAUCGACAGUACUGGGUAUAAAAUCGCAGAAAAUAAAUGCUUUAUCGUGUUUAUUUCAGAAAACCCAUUGUUCAAAGUGAACUUUGCGGGACUUUGAAGAGCCCACGAAGGUCGCCAAGUGUUUUUCAUCACGAAUAUCGAGGAAUUUUAAUUUGUGGAGGUUCAGACUCAUUUUUGAACUUUUUCCAAAAUUUCCAAGGUUGCAGCGGCGAAGGACAGCAUCUGGAUUCGAUGGAAGUUUUGAAAGUGGAAAAUAAAAAUUGCGAGUCGAAAGAAAUCACUGCAAAACUGGUGGCUGAGAACAGUUGCGCGGCUUUUUCGCAUUUUAAAGUUGGUACUUUUUUUUUGGUUCGAAGGGCGUUUUCAGAAUAUUUUUGGAAUGUUUAGAAUAACUCGAUGUGAAAUGGAAUAAUUCUCAAAAAAAUUUUUAAGGUGGAUCUUUAAAUUUCUGUUUUGUUAUAGGAAAAAUUGUUUGCUUUUUACAAAUUUUUUUGUAAAAAUAAAUUUCUAGGUAAUUUUAAAAUGACCGAAGUUUUAUCGUUUUGAAGACAUAAUUUAGCAGUUAAUUAAUGGAAAAAAAUAUUUAAAUAAAAUUAUUCCAGAACAAAAGGUUGAUUUUCGGCGGGUUUAAUGGAUUCGAUUGUCUCACUUUAGUACAAAUAAUACACGGAGGUUCUGAAAAAGAAGAUUUGAAGGUUGGUCUGAGAUUUUCCAAUGGGAAAAGAUUUUUUGAAAGGUUCAAUUGCUUAAAGGGUCACUUCCACGACUGAAGAACGCCGUUUGUUGCAACAUUGACGAGGAAUAUUUCCUUUUGGUCGGAGGCUGGGAAGAUGAAAAGAGGACGUCCGCGGGUGUCAGGAGGUCCGGAGAAAAUUAUUCUGAAGAAGAAAAAAAAAUCGUUUUAGAGUCGAUUUCGAUGAAGAUUUUACGGAAGUUCGAAACGAAUUUUUGACUUCUUUGCCUUAUCCCGUUGAAGGUUUUUUCCCCUUUCUAUCAAAAAAAUUUUUGAGAAGGAAAUAUGCUAUGUUCAAAGUGAUUUCCGCAAAAUGCAAAAUUAUAACUGAUGGAUGGCUGGCUUGAGCCAUCGAAAAAUGGGUCCUGACACGAUCGGAAAACAGAAAGUAUGUGGUUUAUGGAGAUCGCAUACAGGCCACGCCUCUUUGAGUCCCAAGCUAGCCGUGAUUCAACUAUAUCUCUGAAUCUCCGAAAUUUAGUUAUCUUUUUAUUUUUAUGACGCCUAUUUUGAGUUUACCGAAAUGACUUUGAACGCGACAUUAUAUUCCACUAUAGGAAUUUUAUCCAUAUCUUAUCCCAAGUUACUGUUUUUUUGACUUUUCAAAGACUCGAUAACUACAAGAUUUUCAAUUCAAUGAACGUGAUAACUAUAAAAAUAAAUAUACCUUUUUCUAGUUUAAAAUUUUUUGGUUUUUUGAAAUUAUUUUCUUAAAAAAAACUGUUUCUAUUUGGGAGAGCAGUUUUUAAUUUUCUCAGUUUCAUAAUUUUCAAUUUUUCAGGCCAUUCUGUCGUCAAAAAAGGCCGGAAAUUGUUUGUGAUCGGCGGAUAUGACGGUAUUCGUGUCCAAGACAAAAUCGUCGUUUUCGACCUGGAAAGUAGGAAAAGUGAGGUCGGUUAUAUACCUUGAGUUCAUUUAUAAUAAUUUAACUUUCUUCGAAAAAAGCGUAGAAAUGAAUAAUUGUCAGAGAACACAUAUUUUCCCAACAUCUCCCUACAUCUAUUUCGUGAAUUUUUAGUACUUGUGUGUGAGAAAUGAAACAUUUUGAUAUAACGAUUUUCUUUAUUUAAUUUUUUGUUUAUGCUUCCCGAAAACAAUUGCUUUACCACUAAAUUUUUUUUGCAACUCGUAAAAUUUACAAAAGGAAACGUAAUCCGGAGUUUUUUUUCUAAACUUCAUACAUUAUUCGAGCCUUAAAACCUAGAAAACCGAACUUUUCACAUUGAAAAUGUUCGAAAAUUGUAGAUUCUUGACACGAAACUGACGAUUCCACGAGAAAAUCACGUUUCUGGCAUUAUUGGCGAGAAAUAUUUGGUCGUGGCUGGCGGUUGGGAUUCCAGGAAUUCCCUUGAUUCUGUUGAGGUUUUGAAGUUCCAAAUAAAAUGGUCGCGCGUAGAAUGGCUCGAAGCGUUGCGGUGGAAAUUUUUAGAAAUAGCUAAUUUUUUUGAUGUACCAAUCAAAGUCUAUAAAAGUAGCAACCUGCCCAAUUUUAUACUUUUCAAGAAAGGCCUCGAAAUUUGGUUAAAUUAUGACGUUUUGAGCCUUUGACCUUCUUUUCCUGGAAAUUAGAUUUUUUUUUAAAAAUAAUGGCUUUUGAAAAAAAUUCUUUUUUUCGAGUUAUUUCGGCAUGUAGUUUUCAAAAUUGGCCGAAUAUUUCUUUGAUGAACCAAAGGGUCUAUAAAUUUAUCAACUUGCUCAAAUGUAUAUUUCGAAGUCAAAUAAAAAAUCAAAAUGUUGUAAAAAGAGGCCAUUUUGAGACAAGAUUUCCUUUUCCAAAAUUGAGAAAAUUUAGACAGGUUCACCGUUUCAGAAUCUCUAUUUGGUACAUAAAAAUUAUUAUGGCCAUUUCUUUCCGAUCCUGAUUCCAAACUGAAUUAAAUUCCUAUGUAAAAAUGGUUCUAAUGGGUUUUCGAUGCCACCCCGCGCAAGUAGUUUUUUUGGUCGGGUGCUGUUAAAAAACGUGUUAAGUUUCUCCACGUGCGACCAUUAGCUUUCAAUUCGUGGAAAAAUUGAAAAUUUAAUUUUUGCAGCUUCUCGAAAUUAUUGAAGAAACCCCGUUUCUUCUGAAAAAUUGGAGAUUUUCAACUGAAAGUGGCGAGAAAUCGGCCAGCCGCUUCGAUUUUUUUGAUGAUUUUUUUAUUGAAUUUUUAUAUAUUUUUUUUAUAGAAUUUGGUGCUUUCUUUCAUUCAUCUCUAACUAGACUUUAAUUCUCUCAUUUUUUUAUAUGCUAUUUCGCUAAUUUUCCAAAUAAUAAUUUAAUUUUUAGCUUUAGCCAGUGGUACUAUAUACGUGUGAAUUUUAAUAAAAGAUUUUUUUUCUGGUGAAAAUUUGUUUCUUUCUAAAUCGUUUCUGUCGAUCCAAAUUAUUUUCCCUCUUUUUUUCGCUUCUUUUUUUCCAGAAAUACUCUUUCAAUCCAGAUGCGUCUGGGGUUGA